Messenger RNA from Malassezia globosa CBS 7966, 534 nucleotides. RefSeq lists its product as uncharacterized. Gene Ontology annotation, molecular function: protein serine/threonine kinase activity; ATP binding. NCBI's taxonomy places the organism in Eukaryota, Fungi, Basidiomycota, Malasseziomycetes, Malasseziales, Malasseziaceae. Gene Ontology annotation, cellular component: cytosol; nucleus; EKC/KEOPS complex. The record is from RefSeq and is a predicted model, not a curated record. Gene Ontology annotation, biological process: protein phosphorylation. The coding region runs from base 1 to 534 and encodes 177 amino acids. The transcript is spliced from 2 exons.
AUGCCAGACGGCACCACGCUCGAGCGGCCGGCACAUGCCGAACGCGUGCUUGUUAAGCACCGCUUCUUCAAGCGUUACCGACAUCCAGCCCUUUCAACGAGUAUCACAUCCUCACGCACAGUUUCGGAAGCUCGCUCACUCGUGCGAAGUGCAAAGAGUGGUGUGCAUGUGCCGCGACUCGUGUGUGUGGACGAGACGCGCGGCAUUCUUGCAAUGGAAUGGAUCGAUGGACCCAGUGUACGGCAAUGGCUCGGCGGCGUACCGGAAGAGGACGGAAGCGACAGCCGCGAAUCACCAAGGGCGCCAUAUGUGUCCGCCUCUCCUCCUCCCACGGAGGAAGAGCAGAACCAUUUUAUGGUGCAGAUCGGUGAGCAGCUAGCACAAAUGCACUGUGCGGAUGUGAUUCACGGCGACUUGACGACAAGCAACAUGAUGCUGCGUUUGCCAGAGAAGGACGUGGUCCUCAUUGACUUCGGUCUGGCUAGUGUGUCGAGUUUUUGGGAGGACAAGGCCGUCGACUUUGUCCAAGGGUGA